GCACACCCAGGAGCAUAGCAUCUGAUAAGUGGAGUGGUUUGGGUUCUAAUACCAGUUCCCCCUGCUUUUUUUUUUUUGAUGUUUCCAGGUCUGACAGAGAAAGAACUCACCCCAAGGAGACUGAGGCUCAUUCUGGUGGGGAAAACAGGAAGUGGGAAAAGUGCAACAGGAAACACCAUCCUUGGCAGGGAAGUAUUUGAGUCUAAACUCAGUGCUAAACCAGUGACCAUGGCUUUCCAGAAAGGGAGGCGAGAGUGGGAUGGAAAGGAACUUGAGGUGAUUGACACUCCAGAUAUUCUGUCCUCUCAGGUCCAGUCAGAAAUAGCGGCUAAGGAGAUCUGCCAAGUCAUAGCCUUCUCCUCCCCAGGGCCUCACGCAGUGCUUCUGGUGACACAGAUGGGCCGCUUUACAGAACAGGAUCAACAGGCUGUCAAGCGUCUCCAGGAGAUCUUUGGAGAGGGGAUCCUGGCUUACACCAUCUUAGUGUUUACCCGGAAGGAAGAUCUAGCUGAUGAACCCUUGGAUAAAUACAUGAGAGAGACUGACAACCAGAGCCUUGCCAAGCUGGAUGUGCUCUGUGAGCGGCGCCACUGUGGCUUCAACAACAGGGCGAAGUGGGUGGAGAAGGAGGCCCAGCUGCAGGACCUCAUGAAUAAGGUUGAAUGGAUCCAGUGGGAAAAUGAAGGUCACUGUUACAGCAACAGGGCUUACUAAUACUCCCAGCAGAAGGUUCUGUGCCAAGAAGUCCGGGAAAGACAUAUGACCCAGGAGCAAGAUUCCGAAGAGGUGCUCAACAAAGACUCUUGGCUGGAAGUCUUGUCCAAAAUCCAGGAGGAAUCUGAGAAGACUUACAAAUGCAUCUUGGGGACGAUGUCUAUCUGAGUCCAUGCACAUGAGCAGGAAAUUGCUCAGUCCCUGCAUCCCCAUGUCCAGCCCUACUAUGGACUUUGUUCAUACUCCUAGAGCACUGCCCAAGUCCCCAGGUCACAGUAGUGUGGCAGAGGGUUGGGGCUCUCAAUUCAGGUGCCUGGCUCAUAUACCAGCUCUCCACUGCUUCUUCUAGAGCACUGGGCUCUCCUUCCACCAUAUCCCAACAGCCCGCUAUCUGCAUAUGUGACCUUCUACCUCACCAAC
Messenger RNA from Fukomys damarensis (Damara mole-rat), 1134 nucleotides. RefSeq names its product GTPase IMAP family member 6-like. The transcript has a single exon. Gene Ontology annotation, cellular component: cytosol. NCBI's taxonomy places the organism in Eukaryota, Metazoa, Chordata, Mammalia, Rodentia, Bathyergidae. The record is from RefSeq and is a predicted model, not a curated record. Gene Ontology annotation, molecular function: GTP binding.